Molecule: messenger RNA, 1005 nt
Organism: Pediculus humanus corporis (human body louse)
Lineage: Eukaryota; Metazoa; Arthropoda; Insecta; Psocodea; Pediculidae
Product: tRNA-splicing endonuclease subunit SEN2, putative
Exons: 3
Coding region: 1-1005 (334 amino acids)
Biological process (GO): tRNA splicing, via endonucleolytic cleavage and ligation; tRNA-type intron splice site recognition and cleavage
Cellular component (GO): tRNA-intron endonuclease complex
Molecular function (GO): tRNA-intron lyase activity; nucleic acid binding
Source: RefSeq, a predicted model, not a curated record
AUGGAAUUUAAAAAACCUAAAUUAAAAAAACAAUCUUUAAGAAUUAAAGAAGCGUCUUCUCUCAUUGACAAAAAUCAACUAAUAGGAGUUUUUAACGGAUUACAAAUUGUUAUAACAAAUCAAAAUCUAAUUAAUUGUUUUCCUUGUUAUAAUUUAAAUAAAGGUGAUAUACCCAAAAUUAUUACAGAGCAACAAUACCAAAAUGAAUCAAAAUGGAACACUGUAAACGAAAUCACAUAUCGAAAUUCAUUUUUCGAUGAUCAUUGUUCAUCGAUAAAUAGUGUCAAUAAGUUUUUACUGGAAGCAAUAAAUGAUGAUAUUAAUACACAAUUACAAUGGCAAUCAUGGAAAGCAAACCUUGAUAAUAAUUUAAACAAAGACUUUCACAAAAAAAGAAGUUGUAUUAUACAUAAUAAUGUUAGCCGAGAUAAUUUAUUAGAAUUUACUGAAGACAGUAGCAUUGAAGUUGAUGAAAAGUUUCAAAAAAGAAUAAAUGAAAUUAUAGACAAUAAACUUAUAAUACAGGUAAAAGAUUAUAAAAAAAGUAAUGAAAAAGUUAUAGUAAUUAAUAUACUCAAUGACAAUUUAUCACCUUCACUUAUUUCCAUUGAAAAUUUUAAAGCCAGACUAAUGAGGAGAUCAUAUCCGAUGAUAGAAAGUUUAUUAUUAAAUUUUGAAGAAACACUUUUUUUGAAUUAUGCAUUAAAUUAUUUUAAAGUUCACAAUGAAAAUGGUGUUAAAUUAAGUAUUGAUGAAUUAUGGGAAAAAUUUAAUAAGUCUCAAUGGAACUUUUUCGAAAGAUAUGUCAUUUACCAUUAUUAUAGAACAAAAGGUUGGAUUGUUAAAUCUGGUAUAAAAUAUGGUGGAGAUUAUUUACUGUAUAAAGAAGGACCUCUAUACAGUCAUGCAAGUUAUUUGAUAAAAAUUUUUAAUCCCAAACAAGUUUUUACAUGGACAAAAUUUUUGGCAAUCAACAGAUUAGUCGAAACAUUUAAUAAGGUAUAA